Messenger RNA from Phlebotomus papatasi, 1974 nucleotides. It is a transcript of the gene Ssadh, whose product is annotated as succinate-semialdehyde dehydrogenase, mitochondrial. The record is from RefSeq and is a predicted model, not a curated record. Bases 354 to 1886 code for a protein of 510 amino acids. Gene Ontology annotation, molecular function: succinate-semialdehyde dehydrogenase (NAD+) activity. NCBI's taxonomy places the organism in Eukaryota, Metazoa, Arthropoda, Insecta, Diptera, Psychodidae. The transcript has 3 exons.
UACUGCCUGAUAUCUCUUUCACUCGCUCAGCUGUGUUUAUUGAUUUAAUUUAAAUGACCUUGCGCCAACCGUGUCGUCAUUCUUCAAGUCAGAAAAAUAUGUAACAUUUUCAAUUGAUCCCGUCAGUGAAAUGUUCUCGCUCCGUGGUGAUCCACUGAAAAACCUCUCCCAGGGAGUUUAUCAUCUUAUCUCGAAGUGUCAAUAGUUUACUUUUGCGCCGGGAGAUUCUAGUACAGUGAUUAGGAGGAGCAAAUAGAAGAGACCGGUUGUUCAGUGACUGAGGCAAAAUAUUAAAAGAGUGUGCGUGAGGGCAGUGAGAUAAAAUACUCUCUGACUACCAAGUGGAAAAGAAAAUGUUGAGUGUCAGUCGUAUUGUGAAAUUCGUAGUGAAACCAGGGAUUGGUACUGCUCUGCAAUAUUCAAGGAAUAUGAGUCUUUUGCUGAACAAGGGUUUGAUCAAUGGCGAGUGGGUGGAGGCAAUGAACAAGAAAAAGUUCAAUGUGCUCAAUCCAGCCAGUGGAGAGACUGUGGGAUCAGUUCCUGAUAUGGGAGUAGAAGACACUAAUUCAGCCAUUCAGGCAGCCUAUGACCGCUUUCAGUCUGCAGAAUGGCAAAAUUUAACGGCUAAGGAACGCUCUGGACUUUUAAAGAAAUGGUACCAGUUGCUGAAUGAAAAUAACGAAAAAAUCGCCCAGAUAAUGACCUCUGAAUCUGGGAAGCCCCUGAUUGAGGCACGUGGAGAGUGUGUCUAUGGAAAUUCCUUUGUGGAAUGGUUUGCUGAGGAAACUCGUCGCAUUUAUGGAGAAAUCAUUCCUCCACCUUUUCCCAAUCGUCAGAUGAUGCUGACCAAGCAGCCAAUUGGGGUGGCUGCCCUUAUAACUCCCUGGAAUUUUCCACAUGCCAUGAUUACACGAAAAGCAGCAGCGGCCCUGGCGGCUGGGUGUACUGUGGUGAUUAAGCCAGCCGAAGAUACUCCGUUGACUGCUCUGGCAAUUGCAAAAUUGGCUGAAGAUGCUGGAUUCCCAAGGGGAGCGAUAAAUGUGGUGACUUGCAGUCGACAAAAUGCCGCUGCAGUUGGUGAGGUACUCUGCAAGAGUCAAAAUGUUGCAGGAGUAUCCUUUACGGGGUCCACGGCUGUCGGGAAAAUCCUGUACAGUCACUGUGCUCAUGGAAUUAAGAGGCUUGGACUGGAAUUGGGAGGAAAUGCUCCAUUUAUUGUCUUCAACUCUGCGAGUGUUGACAAAGCUGUAGCUGGAGCAAUGGCUUGCAAAUUCAGAAAUUGUGGUCAAACCUGCAUUUCUGCCAAUAGAUUUUUGGUUCAGGAAGGUAUUUUCCCUGCCUUUGUGGAUAAAUUGAAGGCAGUAGUGGAGAAAUUGGUGAUUGGAGAUGGCAAAAAGGAUGGUGUAAAUUUGGGGCCAUUGAUCAAUGAAGCCCAGUUUAAGAAAGUAUCGGAAAUUGUGGAGGAUGCCAAGAGCAAGGGUGCCACGGUAUUACUGGGUGGCAGGGCUAAGAGUGAUGUGGGAAAACUCUUUUUUGAGCCCACAAUCAUAACUGAUAUUACGCCCAACAUGAGAAUGUACAAUGAAGAGAUUUUUGGGCCAGUAGUUUCCCUGAUUAAGUUCAAUACUGAAGAAGAAGCCCUGACUGUGGCCAAUAAUACCAACAGUGGGCUUGCAGGAUAUUUCUACAGUGAAGAUGUCAGUCAGAUCUUCAGGGUGGCCAAGAAGAUUGAGACUGGAAUGGUGGGAAUCAAUGAAAGUGCAAUUUCCUGCACUGAAGCCGCCUUUGGGGGCAUUAAGGAGUCAGGAUUGGGACGUGAGGGGUCUCGACAUGGCAUUGACGAAUUUGUAUACACCAAAUAUCUGUGCCUGGGGAAUUUGAAUUAAUUUCCAGCAACGCUCAGCCUGCUGAAGUCUUCCAAAAAUGUUAUUAUCAGAGUUGUUAGAGGCACAAUAAAAUACUCUUGAAGAGAGA